ACUUUGAUCGUCUCAGUCACAAGCACUCUCUCAGCUUUCCUUCCUGGUUUAUACAUCCCUAAACCUUUCUUUCAUUUCUAUUAUUACUUUUCCUCUUUGCUUUCCAAAUGGCCAGUGCUGAGGUUGCACAGCAAACACCAACAACUAAGAAUGAAACAGUCGCGGUAACCAAGAUCCAGGAAACAACCCCAGAACAAGCAGUCUCCGAGGUUCCUGCUCCAGAACUGAUCACAGAACAGGCAAAGGAAGAAACAACCGAAGAAACAAAAGAAGAAGCAGAAACAGCAAUAACUACAGAAACAGCAGCCCCAGAAACGGAAGUCUCAGUUGAAGCAGAUACUACUGAGGCAACCGAAGUGGAGGCUGAGGCAGAGAAUCCAGCCCUGGAGAAAACAGACGAAGAAGAAGAAGAAGUGAAUGAGGAACCAACAUCUGAGGAAACUAAAGAAACUAACACUGAAGCAGUGGAGGAAGAGAAGGAAAACAAACAAGCUGAAAUCGCUGUGGUGGCUUCUGAUGAGAAGACUGAAGCUUAGGCACACGGAAAAAGUGAUGAUGGAAAAGGUUCCAAUGGAGUGUUGGUGUUGGGAUCGGGUCUACCUUUUUGCAUGUCAGAGUUGAGAAGCUUUUCUUAUUUUAUUUGUUUACUUUAUUUACCGUUAAUGUUAUUGUGAAGGUAAGUCUUUGGGUAUGGCUUUACCAUUUAUGGAGGAUCUAUAUUGUAGCUACACAUAAGCACCGCUGAAUUUGCUCCACAUCAGCAUGCAUGCCAAGUCCGAAUACGAGAAAUUUUAUGGGUUAUGUAUCAAAGUGGGUCAUAAAGUUGGGGGGUGAUGAUUCCAGGAGGGUUCAACUAGUUUGUUCAUUACGAGUUACUCUUGGUUUGAAUAAAAUAUAUUUGCUUUUU
Messenger RNA from Abrus precatorius (Indian licorice), 907 nucleotides. Its product is annotated as neurofilament light polypeptide-like. Lineage: Eukaryota; Viridiplantae; Streptophyta; Magnoliopsida; Fabales; Fabaceae. The transcript has 2 exons. The coding region runs from base 108 to 536 and encodes 142 amino acids. The record is from RefSeq and is a predicted model, not a curated record.